Messenger RNA from Monomorium pharaonis (pharaoh ant), 8022 nucleotides. RefSeq lists its product as uncharacterized. The transcript has 12 exons. Lineage: Eukaryota; Metazoa; Arthropoda; Insecta; Hymenoptera; Formicidae. The record is from RefSeq and is a predicted model, not a curated record. Bases 5221 to 7011 code for a protein of 596 amino acids.
AUAAAGACGAACAUAUAUUAAUUAAAAUAUUUAUUAUUUAAUAAUAGGAAUGUCUUGCCAUGAUUGUACUACUAUAUAUAGGUGCUUUUAAGUGUUUUUUAACAACCAGUCAUGUUUCCUACAAAGUGAUAUUUAUUUAUUUAUAGACGUAAUAAUUUAUGGGAAGGUUAGAAUGUCAUUUUUCUAUUUCACAGUGCUUCACAUAUAUCUGCUUUUAUUUGUUCUUAAUUUAAUAAGUUUAAAUCAUAAUGUAUAGACGUACCUUUUGCAGUAGAUAAAUAAAAAAAACCAAAUGUUUUAUAUUUGAUACAAUACAAUUUUAUAUAAUGUGUACAACUAGCUGCUGUUGUAUAUUAUCGACACCAUUUUGCUUCAAAACCACACAUUGUCCAGACUCUUAUUUUUAGGGACUCUAGUUAACGGUCGGUAAUUUUUUCAAAAGUUUUCAAGAGUUGCCGUAUAAGUGUCGCGAAAUAAUGUGCCUGUGGUACGACGCGAGUGUCAGAAUGAAGGGGAAAGGAUGACAAAGUAAUCAAUCGUGCGAAAUUUAGGAGUAAUAAUCAUGUGGAAAUGCCUGUCGCUCGAUUUUUCCGCACUGUUGAUCGGUGGAAGAAUGAGUUUACUUAUAUACUCCCAGACAGCACACAACAUCCAAUGGACGUUCGAUUUUGGUUUUUAUUUUGUCUAAACGUCCAUGGACGUAAUACAAAUGUUUUAAGAACGUACAUUAUUGGAUGUUCAAAAUACAUUCAUAUCUGGACGAAAAGAUGUUCAUUUUACGUACUUUUGAAAAAAAUUCUUGCCUACAAAAAUUUUUGUGUAAAAUAAUUUUGUCAAUUCUUUUUGACGUGCAAUAAAAAUGAUAGCAUGUAUGAAAAAAAAAAAAAACAUUUUCUUGAGAAUUGGCUCAGAUCGAUUUAGUAGUAGAGUAUUAAAUAAUUUUAGUGUAGAGUAUUAAAUAUUUUGCGUAUUUAAUAUAUAUAUAUAAACUAGACAAUAGUCUGAUUAUUUAAGAUCCUGUAAUUUUAGAUAAAAUAUUAUUCAAUUUUAAUGCAAAUUUGAGUUAAUUUGUUAGUAAAAUUUAUUGGAUCAUAUUCAUAUAUAUGUACAUAUACAUAUAUGUAUAGUUUAAUCUUAUAUUUAUUAUAUUAAGACUGUCUUAAGAUUCCUUUCAAUUCAAUAAAAUAAUGUGCGAUGUUUUUAUUGGUUGAAUUGGAUCUAAAGAUUUUUUUAAUAAAGAUUGAACUAUAUAUAAAUACCGUCGAAUAAAUUUUACUAAUAAGUUAACUGAUUUGCAUCAAAAUUGAAUAAUAUUUUAUCUAUACCUACCUAUUUUAAAAAGUUCUUUUAAUGUUCAAAACAGGUCCAAUUUUAGUCUGUUUUUCUUUAAAAUGGACGUUUUUCGAACGUCCAAGGCGGUAACACGGUACGUUUUUAAAAUGUCUUUAAAAUGUUCACAGCUCUAAUUCGGAUGUUUUAAAUACGUCCGCAACGUUCAGUAUAUACGUUUUUAGUACGUUUUUAAAACGUCACUGUGCUGUUUGGUCUGUUUGUGCACAAUCAGCGACUUUCCGGCCGGUAGAGGUUUACGAAAAGAACCAUUUUCGGCGCACAUGUAAUAAAAUAUUUAUGCAACUAGUACGGUGAAUCGGCUAAUUGCCCAUAAGUGUGGGAUAUGUGUACUCGUCUUCAACUUGUCUGUCCACCCGCACGGGAGGGUAACAGCCGAUCCGCUCAUGUUGCAUACAAUAUUUUUUGUACGUAUUCGAAAUAUUGGUUCUUUUGUGUAAAGUGACACGUGAGAAAAAGUUCAUUUUUGAUGCACUGGUAGCGAAAAAUAUUUAUUGUCAAUACAUUGUUUGGGAUUUGCUAUUAUUGAUUAGUGUGACAAUGUAUUAAUGAUUAUAAAAUUUAUUCUACCUGUGAAACGUAAUUAAUUUGGGACAAGAAAAAAUAAAGUUAAUUUUAAAUUUAAAAUUUUUCUGUCCUAAAUAACAAGAAUAAAAUUUAUUGUUCUUAUUAAACUGCAUUACAUAAUUUAACGUAUCUGUAUUACCUCUGAUAGAAUAGAUUGCUUUUUGAUUAAACGGGUCAUUGACAUGCACCUGACAAAGUUAAGACAUUCGCCUAUACAAGAGAAAAAGACAAUGGCUGGCGACCCUAUUUCGUGACGUGCAAACAAAAAUAGUCUCGGACGUGGACUGCGGCUAAUAGCCUUUAAAGAAUCAACAAUUUAGAUCAACAUUUGUUGGUCUAGUAGCAUCACAUUACGUAAAACCUAAAGAUAAAUAAAAGAUACUUUUUUUCGUAUGGUGUAACAUUUUUUCAUUAGUUUCAUUAUUUUUAUUACUACAAUGAUGCGUCGUAGAUAAUAAAAAGAUAUUACAAAACAUUAUAUUAUUACAAAUGUGAAAAUAGCAGAAAUUUUUUUCUAAUUAGGCGAUUAUAUGCAUAAUCUAUUGUAUUCCAUUUUUUUAAUAUAUUGUUAAAAUUAUUUACUGAGUAUUUUUGUAAACAGCAAAAAACACAUAAAAAAAGUUAUAUCAUGAUAAAGUUAUGCUUAAAAUUGUGCUCGAAUUUCUCUUAAAGCUUAGAGUCGUAUGAUCAUAGUAACAAGAGAAACGUCUGAAGCAUCUUGUUGGAGCAACUAUUCUACUCGUAGACACGACAGCAAAGAUUAGGUAGUAAAGAGAGAACUACUACUACUACCUUUUAGGGUAGUUAAGUGCACAACGCUCCAACUUAUUUUGUUUUCUCGUCGCUUCUCCAUCUGUCUAUAGCCUCGCCUCAAAUCAGAUUGAAUUAACCGCCCUGCCUCUUGCACGACGUGAGACGAACGCGCUUAUGUGGAUGAUCUCGCGAUCUUGAUCCUUCUUAGAACGCGUGAACUGGUAAGAGACUGAACACCAGUUUUUAGCGCAAUCGUGAAAACGGAAAAUGUUCCUUUCGUCUUUAGUUGUGAAAACACUUAUCACGAAUAGUAUCAACGCUGAUCAAAUUAAGUUAGCUAUAAUAAUGCGUGAUUAUAUCUAAAGUACUGUUGAAGAAAAAAGUAAACGCGUUAGCAAACUAUCGAAAAAGAACUGAAAGAUUAAAAAAAUAAAAUGUAAACAAAAAAAACAAAAUAAUUAUGACGAUGAGAGGAGUGAGAAGUAAAAAAUACAGUUGACUUAUAAAAUAAUCCGGAAAGACAAUUUAAAGAAACAAAUGAUUAAAAAUUACCAAUAAAUGUUAAUGAUGAUUGUAAUUCGACAAUUUUUAAAUUCUCUUUAUCUAGUUUUCUAUUUCACAGAUAUAUUUGAUGCAAUCGCGAUACGCAAAUGGAACAAGAAGCAACAUUGGCGAAAAGCCGUUCUAGCAUACACAAGAUGUUUUAAAAGAUACAAUAAUAAUAAAUUAAUUCUUUGACCAAUGAAUGUUUUAAAUAUAUUGAUAAAGUUGAAAUUGCCUAUACAAUUUGCAGUGGAUUCUUGUGCUUUUUCUAUUAAUUUUUCUAUUAAUUUAAUAUUCUUAACUCAUGUAAACUGCGCACCGACAAUUUCGUCAACUUUGAAACACAGUUAUUAAUUGAAAGCUAAAUAUCAGUCCCCUGAAGCAUCUUAAAAUCUGUCCUUAAAAUCUGCCCCCCUCCCAAAAAAAAACUGUAAAAAAUUUAUUCUGCAAAAUAAUACUUCAGCCAGGAUUUGAACCUGGAUCUUCAAUCAUUCUAUGAGAGUGUUUUAGCUUUAAUAAAUGAUUACGUUAUAAUUAUCGAGACAUUUAUAUUCGUGGGUAGAGCAACAUGAGCUUUGAAACUGGAACAUGAUGCAAUGAGAUUAGUGGGUAAGUUUUUCUUUAGGAUUUAGGAUGCAAACUCACUAAAAUUCGUGAAAGAUCAUAGGAUAACAGAAUCUUUCCGUCGUAAUCUCAGUAAUGUGCACUCAGAUCUAAUGUGUACCGAGAUCUAAUAUCACACAUUUACGAAAGCAUGUCAUCGAGCGGCGAAGAUUUUUUGGAAUGAAGCUGCGAUUGAUUGACUUUGAAGGAAUACGAAGUAUUCUGACAAAACGAUAGUGGUGGCAUUGGCGUAGUUUUCGGUUUUAAAUAUGUCGAAGCUUGCGGAAUAAUGUCGUUGCCCUCUUCUCCUCGGGUUGCUCGGCUGUUCGUCGGACUUGAGUAUCUGGCACCACCACCGCUGUUACCAUCACCAUCACCAUCGUUGCUACUACUGCUGUUGCCGUCACCGAUGUCCAGUUCUUCCUCUUUCUCUAUCUUGACGUCGCUUUUUCGCUCUCUCGUAAUACUGUCACUGCUACCACCGCUACCACCGCUGCCAUCACCGUCGCUGUCGCCGUCGUCGCUGCUUCUGCUGUCGUAACCUGCGCCGCUAUCGAUACCUACUGUCCCCUCCGCGAGACCAUCCUCUUAUUCCCACUCCUUCUACGGAGCACCUGCCGUGCUCCAUGCCAGGGAGUUCGGCGCGUUAGGGGCGCUCGACGAAGGUAAGUAGAUGGUGGGUUAUCAGUCGACGGAACAUCUUCGUCGCGAACGGGAACGUGAGCUCUUCAGUGUGGUGACGCAUGUGGAGAAGAAACAAGAAUCAGGUGUGGAAACGUCAAAUAUCUAUGUCAAAAUUACAUCAUUGUCAAAUUAAUGUUUCGCGUAAGAAAGGCAAAAUAGUUUAAAGAAAAAAAUUGUCAGUGUUCUAUUAGCCAUUUUAAGAAAUUAAAGGUAUUUUGCUAUUAAGUACGGAGUCACACUAUUUGAAUAUCUUCCGACCGAAAAGAGACAUUCGCAAUUAAAUAUCCGCGAGACAUAAAAGCAUUCCCGUAAGUUGUAGUCGCACGAUGAUCACAACCACGAUUGCGCCAAGGUAAAUGUCAGCAAGGAGGUCACAACGCCGGUGAAUUGUGUUAAGUGCACAGCAAGCGACUUAUUCAACCAAAUCCACGAGAGAUCUCACCAUUAGUAGUGUACACGACGGUAAACGACACACGUCCGGCGACGUAGUAUCUUAACGGUCGAUAUCUUGACGCAGCAAAAAAAAAAGAUUUAAAGAGGAACGUCCGUACUAAAGUUUCUAGAACAAGAGACAAAAGCAAAGUAAUAAGGUAAUAAGAAGACUGCCGGGAUGCUGCACGAGGGGCUAUUAAGCUCCAGCUAACACGUGGCGAUUACGCGCACACUCUGCAGUUGCAAGCGCAGGACGGUGUAUCGUCGUGAGAGGUUGGGAUCUCCAGGAUGCCAGGGGUGCGGAGGUUGCUACGUAUGCUAAUCUAUAUGGUGGUUGGCUUGAAAGGCGUCAGUAGCAACAGUGACAUUUGGCCGCUGGAGAGGCCAGAGAGCAUGCCGGCCAUCCAGUCUUUAGAGGUGAUGUGCGGAAAAGAUCAUAUGGAUGUCCAUCUUUCGUUUUCGCAACCUUUCGAAGGCAUUGUCUCGUCCAAAGGCCAACACGCAGAUCCACGUUGCAUCUAUGUUCCACCAUCCACUGGACAGACCUUCUUUUCUUUCCGAAUAGCUUAUGCAAGAUGUGGUACAAAGCCAGAUAUGCACGGACAAUUUUACGAGAAUACUGUGGUGGUUCAGUAUGAUAAAGACUUACUCGAGGUUUGGGAUGAGGCUAAACGUUUGCGAUGCGAAUGGUUUAAUGAUUAUGAAAAGACCGCGUCAAAACCACCGAUGGUAAUCGCGGAUCUCGAUGUGAUACAGCUGGAUUUUAGAGGCGACAACGUGGACUGCUGGAUGGAAAUUCAGCAUGGCAAAGGUCCAUGGGCACCACCCGUGUCCGGUAUCGUGCCGCUCGGCUCUACUCUUACUCUGGUCGUCGCCAUAAAUGAUUAUCGAGGUGAGUUCGACAUGCGGGUCAAAUCUUGCGUGGCUUCGGACGGCGACGGUCACACGAUACAGCUCAGCGACGAGUUUGGCUGCGUGCUAAGACCGAAGAUGAUCAGCCGGUUUUUGAAAGCACGCGGUUCAGACGACCGCGCGACCGUCAUUACGUACGCCUUCUUCCAUGCGUUUAAAUUUCCGGACGCGUUAAGCGUUCAUAUCAAAUGCAAGGUGGAGAUAUGUCGGCAUGGUUGCCUGGAUCAUUGUCAAUUAAGUGACUCCGUAGCUCAUUAUAUUCAAGAAAGAAAGGAUCAAAUACGACCGCAAUAUAUAGAAAGCACGGCAGCUUCUGUGCUCUCCAAUAACGAUAACAGCAGCGUGGACAGAGACGAAGACGCUGGCAAUGUGGGACAAGGAGAUGGUUCUCUGUACGAUGAUGUUAUCCAAAAUGGUGAUGAAAUGGCGUCAAUCGGCGGGCAUUUUGUCGAUGUUGAAAAGUCGAUUCCAAAAGCGCAGGCACAGAUGAGUAAUCGAUCACCGUCGGUCGUCACUGAAAUGCAGCACAGCGAUAGCGAGAUCCAGCUGGAUGGCGUCGAUUUGUCUAAACCAUUUAUGGAACCAACGCGAGUCUAUAAUAGUUAUGAAAGCGAACAGGAUUCCCAAUUCCCGCAUGGACCACGGAAUCUAGAGGAAGACAGUGCGGUGCCGGUCACGCCGCUCUCUGCUAGCGUUACUCGCCGGAAACGUUCGGUGACGGUGACGGAUAGGAAAGCGCGCAGCGCUGACGUCGGCGUCAGUGGUAUUUACGAGGUCAUCUCCGAGGCGGAUCUAGCGUUCAGUCCAGAUGCGCACGCCGAGGCGGUGACAGUGUUUCAGGGCAGAAUACGCGAAGAAGUUGUUUACGGGAUCUGUCUGCCGAUGCCGGGUUUCAGCGCGCUUUUCAUCAUCGUCGCGCUUUCGGCCGUCAUUUCCGCUCUCGUUGCAGGCGCGAUGUUACAUCGGCUGCAGGCGCAGCGGGACGCUGCCGCCAGUGGUAGCAGAGAGAAUAAUCAAACCGAAGUACACAACAACGGUUGGCUGUCUUACGGUCUGCUUCGCGUGCGCUGUACAGCGCAACCCACUCAUCGUUCCGAUCAGCUGCAACAGAAACAGACAAACGUAGCUUCACAGGUUACUGCAGAUCCGUCGGUCGAGCGAGGCUGAAACCACGAUGCCUUAAACCACCGUUCUUUUCGGCCUUAGGACCGAUCAUCACGGCCAAGUUUAAGGAGUUUAAGGAGAGACAAUGUGCAAUAAUAUGCUGUACAAAGUAUCGUAAGUGCAUAGGGGAGCUGCGUGCGAUUAUCGAUAUUACAUAUUAUAUAUCGAGAGGACAAGCGUUUCUGUAGAUAAACACGCGGAGCUUUAUUAUUACCUAUACGCACAUUGAGCAACCAUUGUUAUACAAAAGUCCCAAAUACCAAGAGAAAAAAAAACAGAGGAAAAGAUUAAAUACAAAGAAAAUGCCUGGCUGCUGCGUUCCUAAUUGUUCAAAUUGUACUGAAAAGGGUUUCUCGAUAAGAAAAAUCCCAUCGAACGUGAUUCGGAGGGCAAUAUAGAUAGAAAAUAUAAAUAACCAUAGGGGCAAUGAAUCGCCAAAGUGGCAACCAACAAAAAACUCAUUUGUAUGCGAAAUUCACUUUUCAGCAGAAAUGUGGGAAAAAGAACAAGUAGAUGGAAAAAAAAAAUAAAAGCCAAUGCCAUUCCGACAAUUUUUUGUUCUCUUAAAAAUAAAGACGUUCCAACUGUAGAAAAAAAUGCACAUACUAUGCAUGACGGAAACACAACACCCUCAAAUGAUGUUUUCGAGGUUCCUUCUACAUCUUCAUCAAAACGACUUUCCACAGACAUCAAUACAAAUGCAGUGAAUGAUGUAGAAAUGUUGCGGGAAAAUAUAAAGAUGAAAUGAAUAUUUUAUCUGACUGUAACUUGACACUUGCAAAUGACAAUGAUACUAUGAAAGACUUGGAAAGAAAACUGGAUGAAGCAAACAAAAAACUACAGACAGCAAAUACUAUUAUUCAUAAAAUUUUGAAAACAAAGAGAAUUCUUCUACAGCGUGUACGACAAUUGAGGAAUUUUAAUAAGUUGUCUAGAGGACAAACGUCUUUUUUAGCACAGGAUUUGUUACGUCAUGUAUUUUAUAAAGAUCAAAUAAAGUUUCUUGAAGCUAAA